CAUGUCGGCGAUGAUGAUGAAAUACUCUCUGGUGAACGGAUAUCAGGAGAUCCACCCGGUUAUUGGUUUCAGUUUUUUGGUUUAAAUAUCGAAAUUUAUUCGGGAAGUGAAAUAAAAAUUGAUGAACACGUUUUAAGGAUUGAAAAAUGAGUGAUACACCUUGGCUUGUUCCUGGGAAUCCCCAACUGUUUGGAUUUCAUCAAUGGACAGAGGCGCGUAGACGGGGAAAAAAAUAUGACCAGGGUCAACCGAGGAAAUCGGUAAGAUGUCUCGUGAAGGAAGAGGAUUAUCAGGCACCUCUUGCCAUGACAGACAUCGAUCCCGGGUAUUUUAUCGAUCUAACUGGGAGACCGAUUAGGGAAAAAUUCUCAGGAAGACGAUAUGUCGAGCAGGCGAGACAGGUUCUUCGGGCUAGACUGCUCGCGGGAUUUUAUCGGGACGACUGCAUGAGGAUUGACCGACAAUUCGCCGAGGAACGACGACGAUUCGCCAACAUCGAGAAAAAAAAUCGUCAGUACGUGGCGGCAUUUGAGGAUUACCUCUCGAAGGAUCAUGAGUCGAGUAUGAAUAUUCUGGCGGAGGCAGAUAGAGAGGGAAAAAAAACGAAUGCUCUCGUGGGUACACGCGAUCAAUUAUCCAAGGAUUAUGGGCAGAUUCGUCUGGAGGUCUAUCAGCUGGAGGAAAUGUGGAGAUUGGCGAAGGCGUGUUACGAUUUUGUCAAUAAAAUAUCCACGAAAUCUCGGGGCUCGGUAUUAUCCGUGGCCAUUGCCGAGGGGAAGAAUAAAAAAUCCCCAAAGAUAGAGGACACACGAGAUGAAUUGAUGGGAUUGAUAGAGGGAUUCGAACGAGACACCGAACACUUGGGAAGUCCAGAGAUUUUAUUAACCGAUCCCAGAGAUUUGAGUAAAGAAUUCAGUUCAAUGGAGCUUCGAAAUUUGGAUGCCAUGAUUCAUCUGGAGUCUCUGGCUGGACCUCUCCAGGAGAUGGCCUCCAGCAUGAGAAGAGCGCAGGAAAAUGUCCAGAAGGAAAUAGGAUAUAUCGAGGAAAAUCUAAAGAACCUCCAGUCACGUAUUGAACAGAGCGAAGAGCGAGCUCAUCGACUGGAAAAAUACACAGACUAUCUUCUCCAUCGGGUCUUUCGGGACUUGGUUUGUUCUGAUUCUGUUCUCCAGCUGCGUGUUUUCAUCGAGGAUACUUACGAGAGCUGCAUCAAUCGAAAUGACACGAGCCUAGACAGCUACACGAUGAUGAUAAUCAUUGAGAAGACGUACGAGCAUCUCAACAUGACUCUGGAUAAUCUGCCUCCUGACGUCGUUCGAUUGUGCGAGAAGGAGGGAUUCACCCAGGAGAUGAGGAUCCUAAGAGAAGCCCAAGAGGCUGCCAAAAAGUUCGCCCUGAUGCAUCGUCUUCUCGACGCCCUCCGUCGAAUAAUGGAGCCAACAGUGAAAAAACCUCGACCAAAACCCCUGCCCAGAUCCCAUAUCACCAGGAGGACUAGAUCGUCAUCGUCGAGAGUUGUGGGACGAAAGUCUCGGGCACUGGCAUUUUUCACGAACAAAUGUGAAUCCGACAUUCACCUUCUGGAGGAAUUGAAUACCACGGAAAUGAGUCCUGAGAAUAAACCAGGAGGUGCCGAAAUAAUUGAAGAAAAUUACGCUGACUGUCGGGAAAAAAUGUCGUGAGCCUCGCCUACGCUUUCUUCAUACCGACAACUUUCUGCAAAUAGGAAAUAUCUCUUUCUCUCUAGUUAACGAGAAAAGCCCAAGUCAUUUUGUUUGUCCGGUGUGUACGAUGAUUUUUCGUGUGAGUUUUUUCAACCGUGAUCAUUAAAAUUGAGGGGAGGGAAAAUGAUGGGAUGGAUGCGUGGGCAGCCACGUGAGGAAAAAAGGAAAUGGAUCGAUUCACGUGGGUGGUUUUUUCUCUCCUGACGCUUUGAUGGGGAAAAAUAAAUUUAUAGCUCACCGUAAAAGGUAAUGCAAUCGAUUGAUUUAUUUUUAUUUCCGUAAUGAAACAUUUCUGAUGCAUUUCACGUCAUAUUCACUUUCAUUGAAAAAUCCAGUUCAUCUACCCACGAUUUAAUCUGUAAAUAAUGAAAUGGAUAAAAUAAUGCCAAAACAAUUUUUCUCAUUAGAUUUAUUCCUCAAAAUUUUUAAUCAAUUCAAAAAUCAACCGUAAUGCUACCAAUCCUCGUCGUCUCUCAAUUGUUCAAUGAUACAUUUAAAUAAUCUACUGCAUAAAUAUGAUCCACUGACGAAACAUAAACAUCCAAUGGAAUUUAGUCACUACUUGCACACAAUGAAUUCUUUGUAUUGAUCACGUCGACCUCUCGACGCGAUAAAUAAAUUCAGUGAUCUCCCUCCAAUGAAAAACUCGAGAUAAAAUAUUCGAGACUAAUAAAACACAACAAGGGCAAGUACAAGUAUACAAUUCUCGUAAUACAUUCUCCGUUUCAAUUAUUUUCGUUAUAAAAAACAACAUUAAUUUCUUAUACGAUUCCCUUAACAUCUAAGACUCAUUUGCUCGAACAAAUCUCUCAUCGAUAAUUGUUUAUUGAAUUCUAAUGUGACUUUCAAUCGUUGGAGGCUCGAUAUCUCAUCUGUUCAAGCAAUUAUUCCAAUUUUCAUUACAAACUCUAAAUGUCACGGAUUUAACAGUGACGCAGUAGAAAUACUUGUAUUUACAAAAUCUUUAUCAUUGCCACAAUCAUUCAAUAGUAUAUUAUACGUUUAAAAAAAAAUAAAAACAAUGUUUGUCAAUGUCGACUAGUAUCAUCACUCUAAUUUAGACUCGUGAAAUAUUUUUUUCAAUGAAAAAUGUGAAGUCCAGUGAAGAUUCGAAGAGUCGUUUGUUUCCGUAAAAUUUUGUUCUGAAAAAAAAUGCCGAGUAUUCUGGAAAUAUCUCCGAAACUGAGGGAGUAGCGAAAUUUUAGUGGAAUACUUUUUUGCAGAGUCAAUUGAGAGCUACAGAAAAGGUCCUAACGAAAUUUUACUACGAGGCCCUCAGUGGACUCCACUGGGCCCCAAUUCCGAGUGAAACCCAGAAAUCCAAUGAAACAUAAAACGACUAAUGAGCAAAAAAUCGAAUCCUACAAGAAUAAUGAUAAACUGGUCGAUUUUUGGGAUCGAGCAAGCGGCAAAACGAUAUGUAUUUUCGAAACAAUCAAUAAUUGACCAUCAAUUGCCAGCAAUGACGUCGAAUUUUUUUCAAAUUCACCAAAACACUUUCAAUAAUUUUCCCAAGUCCCUCGCGAACGCAUGACACGAAUUAAUAAUAAACACUAGAAAGCUCGUUUGACUUCUCCGUCAUCAACAAAAAAAAACAA
Molecule: messenger RNA, 3322 nt
Organism: Fopius arisanus
Lineage: Eukaryota; Metazoa; Arthropoda; Insecta; Hymenoptera; Braconidae
Exons: 5
Coding region: 147-1682 (511 amino acids)
Source: RefSeq, a predicted model, not a curated record